Messenger RNA from Numida meleagris (helmeted guineafowl), 705 nucleotides. It is a transcript of the gene MRPS24, whose product is annotated as mitochondrial ribosomal protein S24. Gene Ontology annotation, cellular component: mitochondrion. The coding region runs from base 19 to 678 and encodes 219 amino acids. Gene Ontology annotation, biological process: translation. Lineage: Eukaryota; Metazoa; Chordata; Aves; Galliformes; Numididae. The record is from RefSeq and is a predicted model, not a curated record. The transcript has 3 exons.
GGUGUGGGGACACGAUGGAUGGGGACGAGGGACACGGGGGACGGGGACGCCGUGGAUGGGGGUUCCGGGAAUGGCGGCACCGGGACGUGGGCUGUGGGGACGCCGCGAGCGGGGCCUGCGGGGCCGGCGUCCCUGGGGGCGGCAGGCGGUGUCACAGCACACGGGGACACCGGGGGCGGUGAUGUCACACCGCUGCCUCCCCCGCCCCAGGCGCUGCCCCACAGCCGCGUCCCGGCCCUCGCCGCCGCCUGCCGCCUCCACACCACCCCGCCCCGCCUCAAGACGCGGGCGGCGCGGGUGCGCGUGGGGAAAGGGGACAAACCCGUCACCUACGAGAAGGCGCACCCCCCCCACUACAUCGCGCACCGCAAGGGCUGGCUGUCCCUGCACACCGCGAACCUGGACGGGGAGCUGGGAGCGGCGGAGCGGGCGGUGGAGGACGCGUUCCUGCGCAAGUUCUUCCACGGGACGUUCCCCGGCUGCUUGGCCAACGAGGUGGUGCUGAAGCGCCGCGCCAACGCGCUGCUCGUCAACCUGGUGCUGCUGCGCUGCCUGCCCCCCGCCAAGCUCUGCUUCCUGCUGGGCUACGCCGAGACGCUCCUGGCACACUUCUACAAGUGCCCCGUGCGCAUCGAGGUGCAGACCGUGCCCGACAAAGUGGUCUAUAAAUACGUGUAGGGCAAUAAAGGGGAGCGCUGCGCCGCU